Salvelinus sp. IW2-2015 is the source of this 6214-nucleotide messenger RNA. NCBI's taxonomy places the organism in Eukaryota, Metazoa, Chordata, Actinopteri, Salmoniformes, Salmonidae. The record is from RefSeq and is a predicted model, not a curated record.
AGCUGUUCCGCUAGGUGGUGAGCACCUUUUCAGUGCUGCAGACGGCAGGUACCGUUCUGAGAUAGCCGCUCUCAAUAAGAAGAGCUAGUAGUAACCCWUAGACAGUUAGAGUAGCAGAAACACUUUGAUGAGUUUACUUACAGGCAGCUGCAGACAAGGAAGUGUGUUUACAGUUAAUGUGCAGCUGCUGAUGUUUURCCUUCCCCCCUAAAGUUGUGGGAUACUUGUGACUUCUUACAGAUGGAGGCUAGAUGGUGCAGGGUGAGCACACUGCUCGUUGUCAGCACAGGAUGGGACUGAAGUGCCAGAGUAGACUACAAAGGUGCUACUUGUUCUCUGUGUCUCCUGUCUCAUCCCCUGGCUCCUAAGCCUCUUCACAUUGGGUUUGUCACGCAGCCCAGAGCCACUUAGUAUUCAGGGCUGAAACAGUGCUGUAAUCAGAUGGAUGUCAUCACUGCUCAUCACUGCURUCCUGUCUCCUCCAUCUCAGUGGAAAGUGAAAUGCGGGACUGACUACUGUGGUGACCCUCUCUUCUGUUUGAUCCUUGACCUUUGAACUGGGACCUGUGUUCUGUGCUCCAGGCGAUGAGGUGGCAUAUCUCCGCUCUGCAUAAUCUUGGAAACGUUCUGGAAACAUUGUUGACACAGUUUUAGGCCUCCUAGUUGUGUUGAUGUUUCGAAGCAAGCUUAGACUAAACAGACAGCUGUCCCUUUUACCCUUGAUCAGUCUAUUGAAACUAACAACCUAAGCCAUAUCUCCUGAUUUGAGAGCACACUUUUCUGAAGUAAUACACACACCUCAAGUUUCCUGUAUCCUGGUCCUGGAAGCUGAAGCGUGAGUCGCCAUGGCGACAGACUCUCCCAACCCAUCCCUGAGGUCCAGAGUUACCAUGACGACGGACGACGACUCCUACAUGAGCACGGCCAGCCUCCCCUGCUGCCACUUCCUGUCCYCCAAUGUCCUCAACGUUGUGGAGAAGUGCAUGAGCUCCAUGCAGACAGGGACCCAGAUGGUGAAGCUCCGCGGCGGCUCCAAGGGACUGGUGCGCUACUUCUACCUGGACCAACACAAGUCCUGCAUCCGCUGGCGGCCUUCUCGCAAGAACGAGAAGGCCAAGAUCUCCAUCGACUCCAUCCGAGAGGUGUGCGAGGGCAAGCAAUCUGAGAUCUUCCAGCGCUACUCUGAGGGCAGCUUCGACCCCAACCGCUGUUUCAGCCUGUAUUAUGGCGAGCGCUUGGAGUCCCUGGAUCUAGUGUCCAGCACGGGCGAGGAAGCYCGCACCUGGAUCACUGGCCUCAAGUACCUGGUGGCGGGCAUCAGCGACGAGGACAGCCUGGCCAAGKGGCAGCGCACCCGUGAUCAGUGGCUGAAGCAGACAUUUGCGGAGGCGGAUAAGAACGGCGAUGGCAGCCUGAGCAUCAGCGAGGUCCUGCAGCUCCUCCAUAAACUCAACGUCAACCUACCCCGCCAGAAAGUCAAGCAGAUGUUCAAGGAGGCAGACACAGAUGACAACCAGGGCACCCUGGACUUCGAGGAGUUCUGCUCCUUCUACAAGAUGAUGUCGACACGCCGCGAUCUCUACUUGCUCAUGCUCACCUACAGCAACCACAAGGACCACCUGGACAGCAUCGACCUGACCCGCUUCCUGGAGGUGGAGCAGAAGAUGACCAAGGUGACCAAAGACCAUUGCCUUGAGAUUGUGAACAAAUUUGAGCCCUGCUCCGAGAACCAGAAGCAGGGAGUUCUGGGUAUUGAUGGUUUCACCAGCUACAUGCGCAGCCCGGCGGGGGACAUCUUCAACCCGGAGCACUACGAGGUGACCCAGGACAUGUCGCAGCCGCUCUGCAACUACUUCGUCGCCUCCUCCCACAACACCUACCUGAUGGGSGACCAGCUCAUGUCCCAGUCCCGCGUCGACAUGUACGCCUGGGUGCUGCAGGCCGGCUGCCGCUGCGUGGAAGUGGACUGCUGGGACGGGCAGGACGGAGAGCCCAUCGUGCACCACGGUUACACGCUCACCUCCAAGAUCCUCUUCAGAGACGUCAUCGAGACCAUCAACAAGUACGCCUUUUUGAAAAACGACUACCCAGUGAUCCUGUCCAUAGAGAACCACUGCAGCGUCCCCCAGCAGAAGAAGAUGGCCCAGUACCUGGUGGAGGUGAUGGGAGAAAAGCUGGACCUCUCAGCCGUCAAGGCAGACGAACAGGGCCACCUGCCCUCCCCAGACACCCUCAAAGGGAAGAUCCUCGUCAAGGGCAAGAAGCUCCCGCCGAACAUCGACGAAGACAACGAGGAGGGCGACGUGACGGAUGAAGACAGCGCAGACGAGAUGGAGGACGACUGCAAAUUGAUGAACGGAGAUACAUCCAUGACCAGGAAGCAGGUAGAGAACGUGGCUAAGAAGAAGCUGGACAACCUGCUGAAGGAGUCCAAGAUCCGCGACCGCGAGGACCCAGACAGCUUCACCAUCGCCACACUGUCCCCCACCAAGCCCACCGAUCAGUCAGCCUCCAAGGGCAAAGGUGAUGAUGAUGCAGACACAGGGGACGAAGCCAACCCCAGCACCAACAAGCGUCUAGGCAGGAGCUUCAUGGGAAGUUUCUCCAAACGCAAGAAAAAGGCGGCCAAGCUGAAGAAGACCAACAGCCUUGAGGACACUGACACGGACCAGGAGAGCACCAGCAUGGCCUCCCGCGCUCCCUUACACCACAUCAGGAAGAAGAAGACCAUGAAGCUGUCCAGGGCRCUGUCAGACCUGGUCAAAUACACCAAGUCAGUGGGCGUCUCCGACAUAGAGACACAAGUCACGAGCUCCAGUUGGCAGGUGUCUUCUCUAAGCGAGACCAAGGCCCACCAGAUCAUGCAACAGAAAGCCGCCACCUUCAUCCACUUCAACCAGCGGCAGCUCUCACGCAUCUACCCCUCCUCCUACCGUGUGGACUCUUCCAACUUCAACCCACAGCCCUUCUGGAAUGCUGGAUGCCAUCUGGUGGCGUUGAACUACCAGUCGGAGGGGAGAGUGCUCCAGCUGAACCGAGCCAAGUUCAACAGCAACGGCAACUGUGGUUACAUCCUAAAGCCGGCCUGCAUGUGUGAAGGUGUCUUUAACCCUAUGAUGGAGGACCCGUUGCCGGGGCAGAUGAAGAAACAACUGGUSCUGAAGAUCAUCAGUGGGCAYCAGCUGCCCAAGCCCAAAGACUCCAUGCUGGGGGACAGAGGAGAGAUUAUCGACCCCUUUGUGGAGGUGGAGAUCAUUGGUCUGCCAGUGGACUGCUGUAAGGAACAAACCAGGGUGGUGGAUGACAAUGGCUUUAACCCCAUGUGGGAGGAGACUCUGGUGUUCACGCUGCACAUGCCCGAGCUGGUGCUGGUCCGUUUCCUGGUGUGGGACCACGACCCUAUCGGCCAGGACUUCAUUGGCCAGCGCACCAUUGCCUUCAACAGCAUGAUACCAGGUUUUCGCCACGUGUAUUUGGAAGGUAUGGAGGAGGCUUCCAUCUUUGUUCAUGUGUCUGUGCAUGACAUCACUGGUAAGGGCAAGGUGGCCAGCGGCAUAAAAGGGCUGUUUCACAGAAACCCAAAGCAGGCUUCUCUCGACAGCCAUGUUGCUGCACAGCUCAGCCGUAAGCACCCGUUCGGAGCCCACCUGCUGCGCCGCACGGCCAGCGAGCCCACUAAGGGCGAGCCCAAGGUCAAGAAGGGUUUCCCAGAGAUCGCCAUCGACACCAAAGACUACAGCUCGGAAGGGGCCAGCGAGGACCGGGAGUCAGACGACAGGGAUCUCAGCGCCUCAUCCCAGCCCCCGCAGSUCCACCAGCGCAACGGAGACGCCACGGACGCAGCUGCUCCCGCCACGCCACGCCAAGGCACCAACGGGCACCACAGCACCAACGGGGCUUUCAACCCUGAUGAGGGCAAAGACCAUUCCACAGGGCAGAGACCAGCUCCCCCUCUUUCACUGUUCAGGCCAAUCGCUGAAGAACUGGGUGACAGACAUCUCACUCGCUCCGCUUCUACUCCAGCAGACCACUCAUCAACACGUCACUCCCCACUUCCGCCCCUCCCUCCAGCCACAGCAAUAACCACCACCACUCCAUCCCCUGCUUCUAAUAGUGAGGCMGACAGUCCCGUCAACGGUAGGGGGGAGGAGAGUCCCGUCAAGGAAAGGGGGGUCAGCAAAAUACCCCCUGUCCUUCACAGGACCACCUCAGCCCCUGUCGUACCCGUCCCGGGGAAGAGACCGGACCCCAAAGACCUGACCCCCUCACAGUCCUGCAGAGACCCCCGGGUCGACAACGGCGCCUCGUCACCCAUGGAGCACGCUCCAAGCCGAACGGAAGCACUGUAUACUCCGACAGACCACACAAAGGACGAUGCCGAGCGCAAGACUGAGACAAGGGCAGAGUCUCCUGCUCUUCUCGCCGACCACUCUGUCUCCAGCCCUCAGAAAGUCCAGGUCCUGAGAACGAUGUUCGGCGGCAACCCGUCACGCACGCCCGUCAGAAGGACCAAAAGCGAGGGCUACGUGCGGUCGGCGGCUGGGGGGCAGCAGCAGGCAUCUGCCGUGCCGGAGGUGUGCACAGACGCCACCCUGAAUGACCGGCUGUGGAGCAAGCUGGAGCCCGAGCCAGGCAACCACCGAGACAGCGUGUCCUCGUCCUCCAGUAUCUCGUCCAACGACACCGUCAUUGAUCUGUCCCUGCCCAACCUGGCCAGGAAGAGCCUCACCUGCCUGAACAGCGGGCCCUCCCCAUCUGACAACACCUUCCAGGACCCACCCUCCUGGGUCACCAGGCCACGCUCGGCCAUCACCUCUUUUGACACGCUGCGGGUCAGCAAGAGCAAGUCCAACCCCAACCUCCGGCAGGGCCACCCGGGGGAGCCAGAGGACGAGCUGCAGCCCAGACCCCUCGGAGCCCCCAGGGAGCCUCCAGUGGACUCACCCAGUAGAAUUACCCAGAGGAGGCACACCUGGAGCCGCCUCUAUAUGGAAGGGCUGAAGCAGUCCUCCUCCCCAGCCAAGAAGCCCUCUGCAGCAGCAGUCCUUGCUGCUGCAGCUGCCAGCCCCCUGGAUACCGGAGCCUCUAUGUCCAAGAGCCUGGGGGACUUGACUUCGGAUGACAUCGCUUGCAAUUUUGACAGCAAGUACCGCAGCAUCAGCCGCAGCUUCAUCGUCAGGCCCUCCAGGAACGAUCCUCGACGAGGUCUCCAGAGGCCCCGGCCGCCAAGCGACCUGACAGAGCAGCUGAGGAGGCUGACAGAUGUGGAGCCCCUGACGGCACGUGACUUCGCCACCCAGGCACAGCAGGAGUCCCCGGAGGAGGCUCAGGAGGAACCCCCACUACGGAGAAUGUCCUCCCGGAGUCAGAGCAGGGUGCGCUACAUCGCCAACAGGGCCAAGGAGGCCCAGGAAAGGAAGAGGCUGCAAGGUCUCAACCAGCCCCACCUAGCUGCCGGCGCCAUUAGCAUUUUCGGAGGCGGUAGCCCUAUUGAAGAGCGGGGUAACCCGGAGGGGGCGUGCUGCGUAGCCCAGAGCCCCUGCACUAGCUUGGACCUGUUAAGCCAGCUCAGCCCCCCGGGGCCGCCCCCCAACAGACAGUCCCAGACACAGUCCCAGACCUCCCCGAACUCUGACAACAAUGAGGUCUUUUUCAUGCUCAAGCUCUGAGAAUCAGAUUUKUUUUGGACCGGACCGUGAGAGACACUGAAGCAAAACUAAUUUAGAAUUCCAUCCAGUUUUCUAGGAAGGGGAAAUUGUCAUUUAUAAAGAAAGGGAAUUCUGUAUAUAUUGACAGGAUGCAUUUUUAAAUGUGUUUAAUCAAUCCCUYAAUAAUGCUACUUCUUCCAGAAACUUACAGUCACAAGCACAGUUUUACUCUGGUCAAUGUUUUAUUUUCACUGCUCAGUAACUCACCUAUAAACUUUGAACAACUAUACGCCAAGCUGGUCACAAAGGAUGUGCAAGUAAUUUUUCCAACAAAGUGACCACACGUACACACAAAUAAUAGAAACAGUGGUGAGCUGUCUUAUGAAAGCAUCCUUUACCAAUACAGUCAUUUGUUUGCACCAAAUUAGUAAUACUGAAAUGUAARUGGAAAAACAAAUCUCUACAAUAGUUUUUAUAUGCUUGACUGUUCAGUGACUUCCACGUUUUGAGUAUUCAUUGUGAGUUGAGCUGAUCCCAAAGUAGCAAUAGACAACCAUUAGUGGAGU